Messenger RNA from Dentiscutata heterogama, 1425 nucleotides. The record is from the annotation of a GenBank genome assembly. Lineage: Eukaryota; Fungi; Glomeromycota; Glomeromycetes; Diversisporales; Gigasporaceae.
AUGGAAGCUGAUAGCGACGACGAAAUAUACUCCAGAGAUUCUCAGCAAAGUUCAGAUGCUGAAGCAGGUGAUCCUAGCCCCUAUUCGGAAGAGGAAUAUGGUCUCGAUGAGACUUUACAACCUUUUAGCAAUGCUACCCCGUCUAUUUUGCCACCGAGUCGAAAAUCGUUUGCGGAAGAUUGUAAAACUUAUGACAUAGUUCCAUUAGUCGCUGCUAUCCACGCUUGUCACAUACAUUCACUUGACGCAACGAGGAAUAUGCGUUGGGUUUUUACUGGUGGCGAGGAUGGAUUUAUAAGAAAAUACGAUUUUUUUUCUUCAAUGUGUGGUAAAACUUUACUAACACAAAAUCAAAAACAUACACAAGUCGAAUCUGUUCAAAAGGCUGGUGUAAUAUCAUCAUAUUGGGAGAAUGAAGAAAUACCAAUAUCUCCACCAGUUACAGCCAAGCCUGAAAAACCUGAUGGUGUAGCAGAAGAAGAUGCCACGCAAAAUGUAGAGGAACCACCAUUGCCGGAUUUAAAAAUGUCACCUGUUUAUAGUUUAGCAGUACAGUCUGAAGCCGUUUGGUUAUUAAGUGGUUUAGAGAGCGGCGCUAUCAAUUUAUUUACCGUUAGACACGAAGAAGGAAGGUGUCACCAUGUUAUGCGAAAACAUAAACAACCUGUAUCGGUUUUGAAAAUAACUAGUGAUGAGACGAGCUUUGUGAGUGGUUCAUGGGAUAAAUCAAUACUGCAUUGGGAUCUCAACACUGGCCAAGUUGUGCGAGAGUAUUCUGGUCAUAGUUCCCAAAUUAGUUCAAUAUCGUUUCGACCGAUUACGCAAUCAUCAUCAUCUCAGGCAUCAAUACAAAGUUCUCCCACGUCACUCGAAACAGUGUUCGAAGAAUCAGAUAAUACGAUUAUUAAUUCUAGAGACAUAUUACUUACUACGAGCAUUGAUGGCAAUUGCCUUGUAUGGGAUAAAAGGUCGGCAAAUUUGAUACCGAGGAAGUUACCACUUCCAGAAAAAACGCCUCCAUGGUGUUUAUCAGCUUGUUGGAGUGCUGAUGGUAAUAAAAUUUACAGCGGACGACGUAAUGGAACUGUGGAUGAAUGGGAUUUUGCUUCAGGAAAAUUUAUUCGUUCAUUUAAAAUGCCAAGUAACUCAGGUCCGGUAUCUUGUGUGGCUAGCAUGCCUAACGGUAAACAUAUCGUAUGUGCAUCAACAGAUAAUAUAAGAUUAUGGAACGUUAACGACGAUUCCGAGGGUAUAAAAUCAAUUGUUCCAUUUCUUAUCAUUCCAGGGCAUCAUGGUGGAACUAUAUCACAAAUUUUGAUUGAUCCAGAUUGUCGAUAUAUGAUUACGACAUCCGGAAAUAGAGGAUGGGAAGGGGCAAGCACUGAAACUGCUUUGUUUUACGAAAUUAUUCCGAUUAUGAAAUAG